Lathyrus oleraceus (garden pea) is the source of this 1069-nucleotide messenger RNA. RefSeq names its product calcineurin B-like protein 4. Gene Ontology annotation, molecular function: calcium ion binding; kinase binding. The record is from RefSeq and is a predicted model, not a curated record. The coding region runs from base 128 to 805 and encodes 225 amino acids. NCBI's taxonomy places the organism in Eukaryota, Viridiplantae, Streptophyta, Magnoliopsida, Fabales, Fabaceae. Gene Ontology annotation, biological process: calcium-mediated signaling. The transcript has 5 exons.
UUAUCAAACUUGUAUUUACGUGUGCGUGUUGUUUUCACAUAUUCAUAUAUAAAUCAAACUAACAACAACUUAGCUGAAUCACGUUAAAGUUUGGUGGUUGAACUUUAGAAAAAGCUGAAUCAAUUGAAUGGGUUGUGUUUGUUCAACUUCAUCUUCAGAGAAAGUUAAAACACCAGGUUAUGAGGAUCCAACAAUUCUUGCUUCGGAGACACCUUGUGAGUAUCCAUCAUCAUCAAUAACUGUUACUGUGAGUGAAGUUGAUGCAUUAUAUGAACUGUAUUUGAAGUUAAGCAAUUCUAUUAUUGAAGAUGGUCUUAUUCAUAAGGAAGAAUUUCAGCUAGCACUGUUCAGAAAUAAAAAUGAAAAAAAUCUGUUUGCUGACAGGAUUUUUGACCUAUUUGAUGUAAAGCGCAACGGGGUUAUAGAGUUUGGCGAAUUCGUUAGAUCUCUCGGUGUUUUUCACCCAAACGCAGCUUUAGAAGACAAAAUUGCAUUUGCUUUUAGAUUGUAUGAUUUGAGACAAACAGGGUACAUUGAAAAACAGGAGUUAAAGGAAAUGGUGUUGGCACUUUUGCAUGAAUCAGAUCUUUAUCUUUCAGAUGAGAUGAUAGAAUCCAUUGUGGAUAAAACAUUUGAAGAUGCUGAUACAAAAGAGGAUGGAAGGAUUGAUGAAGAUGAAUGGAAAGCUUUUGUUUCUCAACAUCCAUCUUUGAUUAAGAACAUGACUCUUCCAUAUUUAAAGGAUAUUACUUUGGCAUUUCCCAGUUUCAUUGCAAGAACUGAAGUUGAAGACUCAGAGGUGUGAAUAAUUUAGGACUUUUUCUGUUUAUUCACUUGUGAAAAGGAGAGAAAAAAGAAAGAGAAAGUAGAAAAGAAAAAGGAGAAAGUGAAAUGGUAAAGGGAGGAUUGUAGAUUGUAGAGGUCUUUUCUCUUUCAGUAAAGGGAGGAUUGUUGGGGCCAAUUUUGUAAUGGUAAGAAUGUGUCAUGUAUAUAAAGCUACCUACUUGUAUUGAAAUGACUGAUGGUGAGCAGAGAUUUGCGAAGUAUAUUAUUAAAUUAUAUGUUUAAA